This is a messenger RNA of Electrophorus electricus (electric eel), 2149 nucleotides long. RefSeq names its product origin recognition complex, subunit 4 (gene orc4). Gene Ontology annotation, molecular function: ATP hydrolysis activity; DNA replication origin binding. Gene Ontology annotation, biological process: DNA replication; DNA replication initiation. NCBI's taxonomy places the organism in Eukaryota, Metazoa, Chordata, Actinopteri, Gymnotiformes, Gymnotidae. The record is from RefSeq and is a predicted model, not a curated record. Gene Ontology annotation, cellular component: nuclear origin of replication recognition complex; nucleus.
UUCCUCGCGCGACUGCCCUGAGGCUUUCAGAACGCGCCUGGGGCUCGGUUUGUGUAGUUAACCCGUUGGGCGACAGCUAACGCUAGCUGGCUGCUUGGCUGGCUGCGUUUUCCGUGUUUUAUUUUUAUUUUUUUAAUCCGCAGCGGUCAAAUUCCCGUCAGUGGACGGUUUGGGUUUGUCUUUCCGCGUGUUGGUCGCUAUUUGCUGGCUAAUUCAGCUACACGUUUCGCUACAGCUAGUACGCUAGGUUUCGUUUUCCUUCUACAGUAUGAUGAGUAAGCACAAGUCCGGGGCAAACUGCUCGGCAGCUGGAGAAUGUGUAUCUGAGGUCCAAAGAAUAUUGAGGGAGCGGUUUUGUCACCAGCGGCUUCCAGAUAAACCGAUGGGGCUGGAAUCACAAUACAAGCACCUGCUGGAGCUUUUGCGGAGGACAGCGGUUCACGGUGAGAGUAAUUCAGUUCUCAUCGUGGGUCCACGUGGAGCUGGCAAGACUAUGCUGUUGAGCUGUGCUCUGAGAGAGCUGCUGGACCUGCAGGAGGUGAAGAAAAACGUUCUGCUCGUUCAGCUGAGCGGUCUGCUGCAGACAGAUGACCGGAUCGCUCUGAGGGAGAUCACCCGCCAGCUCCACCUGGAGAACGUUGUUGGAGACAGAGUAUUUGGGAGCUUUGCAGAGAAUCUGGUGUUUUUGUUGGAGGCUCUUAAGAAAGGUGAUAAGAGCAGUAGUCGUCCGGUGUUUUUCAUUCUGGAGGAGUUUGAUCUGUUUGCACAUCAUAAGAACCAGACGUUGCUCUAUAACCUGCUGGAUGUGUCUCAGUCAGCUCAGACUCCAGUGACUGUGGUGGGGCUCACCUGCAGACUGGAUGUACUGGAACUCUUAGAAAAACGAGUGAAGUCACGCUUCUCCCACAGACAGAUACACCUUCUGAGCUCUCUGUCCUUCUGCCAGUACCGAGACGCAUUUCGCUCCAAGCUCAGCUUGCCGGACGACUUCCCUGACAGCAAGUUCUCGCAGGACUGGAACGUCAGCAUCUUGAAACUGUGUGAGGAUAAGUCGGUGGAUGAGAUUUUACGGAAGCAUUUUAACUCCAGCACAGAUUUCCGCUCGCUACACUUACUUCUGCUACUGGCAGUGAGUCGUGUGUCAGUCUCAAACCCAACUCUAAGAGCUGCGGACAUAUUGGAGGCCAGUCGGAUGAGCAACGCUGAUACAAAAGCUAACAUCCUCCAUGGUCUUUCCAUCUUGGAGUUAUGUCUGAUUAUUGCCAUGAAGCAUUUGAAUGACACCUAUGAGGGAGAGCCCUUCAACUUCCAGAUGGUUCACAAUGAGUUUAAAAAGUUUAUCCAGAGGAAGUCACACUCGAUCCAUAACUUUGAGCAGCCAGUGGUGCUAAAGGCGUUUGAGCACUUGCUGCAGCUAGAACUGAUCCGGCCGGUGGAUGCAGGUGUGUGUAAGGUGCAGAGGGAGUACCAGCUGAUGUGUCUGAUGCUGGACCAGACGCAGGUGAUGGAGGCUCUGCAGAGAUACCCACAGUGUCCUACAGACGUCAAGCAGUGGGCAUCCUCUGCCUUCGGCUGAUGUCUCUUCACUUUCAUUUAAAUGUUCUUUAUCAGCUUCAUGUGCUUCAGGUCUUGUGAAUAACAAUUGUAUCCCAAAACCUAAAAAUGAAGUGUUAGUAUCUUCUUUUUGAGUAUUUUUGAUAAUAAAGAAAUGGGAAUGUUUUGUACAUGUGAGUUAUCAGACAUACAGCCUGAGAGCUAACUGGUGUUGCGGAAGCAGUAGAAUAAUAACGUACAAGAUCCUGUCUGGGCCACAGUGCUGUAUUCUGAGAAGGCAUUGAGCCUACUGAUAGGCAGGAUAAACUGGCAGAGAUCUCUUCAAGCUAUUAAAAGACAUGGUUUUACAAGUUCCAGAAUUUACAGGGUAAUUCUCAUAUAAGCCCAGUGGCGGUGUUUGGGGUGGACCUUAGCAGAAUGACCUCAGGCUUAUUCAUGCGCUGUGCUUUAGAACUACUGUCACUUAAGAUUUACUCUGCAAGGCUGGGCCCUGAAUCUUUAAACGGCCAGCCAACGCCCCUGUUAAGACCUAUGGUAUCUUUCUUAAGCACGUGCCAAAAUACUUUUUAUUAGGCAUACUUUGUAUUAUGUGUAA